AUGCCGUACUACUAUUCGUCCGGUCAAGACUACACAUACGCGCCCGGCGACGCCCUGGUCAAGAAAGUAUACCGCAAUAUUGACCGCGCCGGCAACCACCAUCAUCACCACAACCACCAUGGCCACCACUCGUCGUCGUCUUCUCAUCGUCGCCACGGCAAGCAGACCAUCGUCAAUGACGGCACCAUGGUUAUCGACAGCGACUCGCUGCGCCAAGUCGACUCGGUCAUUUAUAACCGAUCGGGCUCGACCAUGUACCUGACUGACCAGCACUACUGGUCUUCUUCGUCGUCCUCCUCCUCAUCAUCAUCAUCAGGGGGCGCAAACAAGUCGUACUACUAUGGCUCCUCUUCGCGGCCGUCGUACUACAACAGCUCGGGCCUGCAUACCUGUCGAGGAUGCAGCUGGCAGCGGGAGCUCAUUGGGGGCUACUGCCGCGACUGCAUCGAGUUCAAGUCUGGGCCGCGGGUUGUCGAAGUCAAGGAGAAUCGUCGGGUGCUAGGUGGCCCCGAGAGACGGUUGCUCCACUACCGGUAG
Pestalotiopsis fici W106-1 is the source of this 537-nucleotide messenger RNA. RefSeq lists its product as uncharacterized. The record is from RefSeq and is a predicted model, not a curated record. Bases 1 to 537 code for a protein of 178 amino acids. The transcript has a single exon. Lineage: Eukaryota; Fungi; Ascomycota; Sordariomycetes; Amphisphaeriales; Sporocadaceae.